CGGGCUGCGGCUGCGGCUCUGCGCCCCGCCUCCGCGUCCCUCACUCGCGCGCUGCGCCCUCGCCGGAGCGGCCGCGCCCCGGAAUUUGUCAUUGUGAUCCCAGAACAACUUUCAAAUACAGAGAUGUGACCUUAUGUGGCUUUUGUCAUCUCAAAGAAUCCGGGAUUCUUUUCUGGGUUCAAGAGAACCAGUGGCUGACACCUCCAGUCUGCACCCCAAGCCAGACCUCUGAGGAGCUUAGAAGCAGGCAUGUGGGAUGACAUUCACUGAUGCCCGCGUACCUGUGACCUGUCAGGCCAGGGGCUGUUGCUGGAGGUCUUUCUCAACCCAUCCUGGACAGGACAGCCGGCCUCUGUUUCUGCGUGGUGAGCAGCACCAUGCCCCCCGGUGUCGACUGCCCCAUGGAGUUCUGGACCAAGGAGGAGAACCAGAGUGUGAUGGUGGACUUCCUGCUGCCUACGGGCAUCUAUCUCAAUUUCCCAGUGUCCCGCAAUGCCAACCUCAGCACCAUCAAGCAGGUGUUGUGGCACCGGGCGCAGUAUGAGCCGCUCUUCCACAUGCUCAGCGACCCCGAGGCCUAUGUGUUCACCUGUGUCGACCAGACUGCCGAGCAGCAGGAGCUGGAGGAUGAGCAGCGCCGGCUGUGCGACGUUCAGCCCUUCCUGCCGGUGCUGCGCGUGGUGGCUCGGGAGGGCGACCGCGUCAAGAAGCUCAUCAACUCCCAGAUCAGCCUCCUCAUCGGCAAAGGCCUCCACGAGUUCGAUUCCCUGCAUGACCCGGAGGUGAAUGACUUCCGCACCAAGAUGCGCCAGUUCUGCGAGGACGCGGCUGCGCGGCGCCAGCAGCUGGGCUGGGAGGACUGGCUGCAGUACAGCUUUCCCCUGCAGCUCGAACCUUCGGCCAGGAGUGGGGGUCCGGGUGCCCUGCUGGUCCCCAACCGGGCCCUGCUGGUCAACGUCAAGUUCGAGGGCAGCGAGGAGAGCUUCACCUUCCAGGUGUCCACCAAAGAUGUGCCUCUGGCACUGGUGGCCUGCGCCCUACGCAAGAAGGCCACCAUCUUCCGGAAGCUGCUGGUGGAGCAGCCGGAGGACUACGCGCUGCAGGUGAACGGGAGGCACGAGUACCUGUAUGGCAGCCACCCGCUCUGCAGGUUCCAGUACAUCUGCAGCUGCCUGCACAACGGGCUGACCCCCCACCUCACCAUGGUGCACUCCUCCUCCAUCCUGGCCAUGCGGGACGAGCAGGACGACCCAACCCCCCAGGUCCAGAAGCCACGCCCCAAACCGCCCCCUAUCCCCUCGAAGAAGCCCUCCUCCGUGUCCCUGUGGUCUCUGGAGCAGCCAUUCUGCGUGGAGCUCAUCCAGGGCAGCAAGGUGAACGCAGAUGAGCGCAUGAAGCUGGUGGUGCAGGCCGGGCUCUUCCAUGGUCACGAAAUGCUGUGCAAGACGGUGUCCAGCUCGGAGGUCAGCGUCUGCUCCGAGCCCGUGUGGAAGCAGCGGCUGGAGUUUGACAUCAGCAUCUGCGACCUGCCCCGCAUGGCCCGGCUCUGCUUUGCGCUGUACGCCGUGGUGGAGAAGGCCAAGAAAGCACGCUCCACGAAGAAGAAGUCCAAGAAGGCGGACUGCCCGAUUGCCUGGGCCAACAUCAUGCUGUUUGAUUACCGGGAUCAACUGAAGACUGGCGAGCGCUGCCUGUACAUGUGGCCCUCGGCCCCUGAUGAGAAAGGGGAGCUGCUGAACCCCGCAGGGACAGUGCGUGGCAAUCCUAACACAGAGAGUGCCGCCACCUUGGUCAUCUGUCUGCCAGAGGUGGCCUCCCACCCUGUGUACUACCCUGCCCUGGAGAAGAUCCUGGAGCUUGGGCGGCAUGGGGAACAGCGUGGGCACAUCACCGAGGAGGAGCAGUUACAGCUGCGGGAGAUCCUGGAGCGGCGGGGCUCCGGGGAGCUCUAUGAGCACGAAAAGGACCUGGUGUGGAAGAUGCGCCACGAGGUCCAGGAGAACUUCCCGGAGGCCCUGGCCCGCCUGCUGCUGGUUACCAAGUGGCACAAGCACGAGGAUGUGGCCCAGAUGCUCUACCUGCUGUGCUCCUGGCCCGAGCUGCCGGUCCUGAGUGCCCUGGAGCUGCUGGACUUUAGCUUUCCCGACUGUCACGUGGGCUCCUUCGCCAUCAAGUCCCUGCGGAAACUGACGGACGACGAACUCUUCCAGUACCUGCUGCAGCUGGUCCAGGUGCUCAAGUAUGAGUCCUACCUGGACUGUGAGCUGACCAAGUUUUUGCUGGAUCGGGCGCUGGCCAACCGCAAGAUUGGCCACUUUCUCUUCUGGCACCUUCGCUCUGAGAUGCAUGUGCCAUCGGUGGCUCUGCGCUUUGGCCUCAUCAUGGAAGCCUACUGUAGGGGCAGCACGCACCACAUGAAGGUGCUGAUGAAGCAGGGGGAAGCACUGAGCAAGCUGAAGGCCCUGAAUGACUUUGUGAAGGUGAGUUCCCAGAAGACCACCAAGCCCCAGGCCAAGGAGCUGAUGCACCUGUGCAUGCGGCAGGAGACCUAUCUGGAGGCGCUGUCCCACCUGCAGUCCCCGCUGGACCCCAGCACAUUGCUGGAGGAAGUGUGCGUGGAGCAGUGCACAUUCAUGGACUCCAAGAUGAAGCCACUGUGGAUCAUGUACAGCAGCGAGGAGGCAAGCAGCACGGGCAGCGUGGGCAUCAUCUUCAAGAACGGUGACGACCUCCGCCAGGACAUGUUGACCCUGCAGAUGAUCCAGCUCAUGGAUGUGCUGUGGAAGCAGGAAGGCCUGGACCUCAGGAUGACUCCCUAUGGCUGCCUCCCCACCGGGGACCGCACAGGCCUCAUUGAGGUGGUGCUGCACUCAGACACCAUCGCCAACAUCCAGCUGAACAAAAGCAACAUGGCAGCCACAGCUGCCUUCAACAAGGAUGCGCUGCUCAACUGGCUCAAGUCCAAGAACCCUGGGGAUGCUCUGGACCGAGCCAUCGAGGAGUUCACCCUGUCUUGCGCGGGAUACUGUGUGGCCACCUACGUGCUGGGCAUUGGGGAUCGGCACAGCGACAACAUCAUGAUCCGCGAGAGUGGGCAGCUGUUCCACAUUGAUUUUGGCCAUUUCUUGGGAAAUUUCAAGACCAAGUUUGGAAUCAACCGUGAGCGGGUCCCAUUCAUCCUCACUUAUGACUUCGUCCACGUGAUUCAGCAGGGGAAGACGAGUAACAGUGAGAAAUUUGAGCGGUUCCGGGGCUACUGUGAAAGAGCCUAUACUAUCCUGCGGCGCCAUGGUCUCCUCUUCCUCCACCUUUUCGCACUGAUGCGGGCAGCAGGUCUGCCUGAGCUCAGCUGCUCCAAAGAUAUCCAGUACCUCAAGGACUCUCUGGCACUGGGGAAAACGGAGGAAGAGGCACUGAAGCACUUCCGGGUGAAGUUCAACGAGGCCCUCAGGGAGAGCUGGAAGACCAAAGUGAACUGGCUGGCGCACAAUGUGUCCAAAGAUAACAGGCAGUAGGCCGCUUGCAGCCACACUGGUCCCCUCCCACUUGCCCUGAGAGGCAAGCCAUGGGCCUGGGACCAGGCACCCUCAGGCCUCUUAGAUUGGCCUAAGAGCCUAAACUGCACCUCAUGGGAAAGAGCCACACAAUUGCCUUUUGUUUACACUGGUUAUUUAUUUGCCACUGAAAUGUUUAAGGAGCAAAACAGCCAUAAAUGGACACGCACCCUUGCGUGGGCAGGUACACCAAGCCAGGCACCUGGCUCCUGGCUGAUUGUCACCGCAAGUCUUCCAGCUGCAGGGCCGGCCCAGUGGACUCUUCCAGGGUGAGACAUCUUUUCCCUGGGCUUUUGCCUGCCUGCCUGCCUGCCUGCCUGCCUGGGGCGUGGCACCUGUCACCUGUUAUCUCCUUUCCAGAGAGGACCACCCAGGCAGGACCCUUCUGGGUGGCCCACCCGCCACUCCUCUCCUUCACUGACCAAGUCCUGGGCUGCUCUUGAAGCCGGGUACCCUCUAGACUCAGGGACUUUUGCUUGUCACUGCCAAUGUGACUUUAGGUACGAGAAGGCCCUUACCUCUUCCACUUUUGGGUAAGAUGGACAGACCACUUCAUGAACCUGCAGGGCUGGGACCAUACGGCCUGGUCCUCAGGCAUGCUGAGUUCGGGCACGACCGAUUCAUCCUGGUUGCCACCCCAGGGAAAGGGACAGAUGGUGUCCUUGGUGCCAUGGUGUGAGCUGCUUCCCAGGCCGUCUGGAGUGGAGGCACCGACCUGAUGUCAGCCCAGGUGCUCGCUGCCAGGAAGCUGCUGGGCCGCAGGAGUAGCAGGAGCGGAGGCAGCGCCUCUCCUCACAGCACUUGGCUGGAAAUGGCCCAGGGUAGCUUAGGCCUCCGGGGGGCAGGCUAAGCAGUGCCCUCCACCCCCAGUCUUCUCAGGCCGUUACAGCCGCAGGCCCAGGAACCUGUGUUUUUGGAAACCCGUGUGGCUGGGAACACACCUCAGCGGUGGGGCCUGGGCUUCACCCUCAACACUGCAACCUAAAAAGCAAAAAAGGAAGCACCUGUGGCCAUCCCGACCCACUGCUUGCGGCCGAGCCUCAGCGGCCUUCAGGGCUCAGCAGCCCCGGGGCCCAGCUUCAAGGGACAGGUGCCAGCCAUCUCCAUCUGAGGAGCCGUCGGUGCCACCACAGAGCCCCAGCCUGGUCUGCAAGAUGGUGACCGUGCUGUUCCCAGCUCGGGGAAGGAAAGCUGUGUGUACAUGUUUAUGUUGUGUUAUUUAUUGAUACAAGUCUGGGUGCUCCCCAGCAUAGGCCACCCGCGCUGCACGCCCUCCGCGACUCAAGGCUUGGGUGUGCGGUGUGUGUGCCUGGCAAGAAGAAAUAUUUUCUAUUUUUUUAGGUCAUUUCAUGUUUUUGUCCAGGGAAGGCAAGUGCAGUACCACUGAUGUGGGCUAAAUCUGUGUAACCUUGAUGUGAGAAGUGAAGGAAGAUGGAAAGAAAUAAAAGUUUUUA
Octodon degus (degu) is the source of this 5008-nucleotide messenger RNA. It is a transcript of the gene Pik3cd, whose product is annotated as phosphatidylinositol-4,5-bisphosphate 3-kinase catalytic subunit delta. The transcript is spliced from 25 exons. The coding region runs from base 378 to 3515 and encodes 1045 amino acids. Lineage: Eukaryota; Metazoa; Chordata; Mammalia; Rodentia; Octodontidae. Gene Ontology annotation, molecular function: 1-phosphatidylinositol-3-kinase activity; 1-phosphatidylinositol-4-phosphate 3-kinase activity. Gene Ontology annotation, biological process: phosphatidylinositol-3-phosphate biosynthetic process; phosphatidylinositol-mediated signaling; phosphatidylinositol 3-kinase/protein kinase B signal transduction. The record is from RefSeq and is a predicted model, not a curated record. Gene Ontology annotation, cellular component: cytoplasm; phosphatidylinositol 3-kinase complex; plasma membrane.